ACACCCGCGGGAAGCAACUCGGCGAUGGACCAAGAUGGCGGCGCCCAGUGAGGGGCCGGCGUUUGCCGCGGGGGUCGAAAAGAAUUGGAGUGCGGUUGUUCGCUCCCCCGAAGGGACUCCCCAGAAAGUCCGUCAGCUAAUAGAUGAGGGGAUUGCUCCAGAAGAGGGAGGUGCCGAGACGAAGGACACAUCUGCCACAUUCCAGUCAGUUAAUGGAUCACCCCAGGCAGAAGACCCUCCAUUGGAAUCUACAAGCAAAGAAGCCUUCUUCAGCAGAGUGGAAACAUUUUCUUCUUUAAAAUGGGCGGGUAAGCCCCCUGAGCUGUCCCCUCUUGUCUGUGCAAAAUACGGCUGGGUCACAGUUGAGUGUGAUAUGCUGAAGUGCUCCAGCUGUCAGGCUUUUCUCUGUGCCAGCUUACAGCCAGCUUUUGAUUUUGACCGAUAUAAGGAACGAUGUGCUGAGCUGAAGAAAGCCUUGUGUAGUGCCCAUGAGAAGUUCUGUUUCUGGCCAGACAGUCCCUCUCCAGAUCGAUUUGGGAUGUUGCCAUUGGACGAGCCUGCUGUUCUUGUUAGUGAGUUUCUAGAUCGUUUUCAAAGCCUUUGUCACUUGGACCUCCAACUUCCUUCCCUGAGGCCAGAGGACUUAAAAACUAUGUGCUUGACAGAAGACAGAAUCAGUCUUCUCCUACACCUGCUUGAAGAUGAACUUGAUCACCGAACUGAUGAGAGAAAAAUUGCAACCAAAUUAGGCUCAGACAUCCAAGUCCACGUCACUGCCUGCAUUCUCUCUGUGUGUGGCUGGGCGUAUAGUUCUUCCUUGGAACCUAUGCAGCUCUCCCUGAUAACCUGUUCACAGUGUAUGAGGAAGGUGGGGCUCUGGGGCUUCCAGCAGAUUGAGUCAUCCAUGACCGACCUGGAGGCCUCCUUUGGCCUGACCAGCUCCCCGCUCCCAGGCUCUGAGGGCCGACCAGAGCGCUUCUCGCUGGUGCCUGAGUCUCCUCGGAGGAUGAUGACCCGCAGCCAGGAUGCUACAUUUUCCCCAGGCUCAGAGCAGGCUGAAAGGAGCCCAGGUCCCAUCAUCUCCCGGACUCGAAGCUGGGACUCUUCCAGUCCUGUUGACCGUCCUGAGCCGGAGGCCGCUAGCCCCACCACCAGGACCCGCCCAGUGACCCGAAGCAUGGGAACAGGAGACCCCACCGGCCUGGAAGUGCCAUCUAGUCCUCUUCGGAGAGCCAAACGGGCUCGCCUCUGCUCUUCUAGCAGCUCAGACACAUCUUCCCGAAGCUUCUUUGACCCCACUUCUCAGCACAGAGACUGGUGCCCUUGGGUGAAUAUCACAUUUGGCAAAGAAGCCAGGGAGAAUGGUGGACCUGAGGUAGAGGCCAGCGCCCCAGCAGAGCCGGGCUGGAAGGCAGUGCUGAACAUCCUCUUGGCCCACAAACAGUCUAACCAGCCAGCUGAAACCGACUCUAUGAGUCUCUCUGAGAAAUCAAGGAAGAUAUUCCGAAUAUUCCGGCAAUGGGAAUCCUUAUGCUCAUCCUGAAGGUACUGAACCCCUGCAGAGAAGAGGAAUGAGUGGCUUUGAAAAAUAAAGCCUGGAUUCCCUUUUGAGCAGCUGAUGCUAAGGUUGUCUCCAUUCUGGUUUAAUCAUAUGGAACCCCUGCCCUUGCAGAGGCACGAGUGUCACCACCUGCAUCUGACUGAGGGGAGCCUGUUUGCACACGGGCACACGGGUGGGGAGAGGUACAGCAAGCCUGGCUCUGUUAAAGGAGUGCGCGGUACAGAACUCCAUAGAGGGCCCAGGACUCCUUGUGAACCUCAACGGAGGACCCAGGACUUGAGCAGUUGUAGUGUUUUUAGUGGGGGCAGUGUUUUGAGGACUCUUAUAUCCCAGGAAUAUGUCAGUAUGUGUUAAUAAAAUAUUUGUUAAGAUUCUUA
Vicugna pacos (alpaca) is the source of this 1938-nucleotide messenger RNA. RefSeq names its product zinc finger C3HC-type containing 1 (gene ZC3HC1). Gene Ontology annotation, molecular function: zinc ion binding. NCBI's taxonomy places the organism in Eukaryota, Metazoa, Chordata, Mammalia, Artiodactyla, Camelidae. Gene Ontology annotation, cellular component: nucleus. The record is from RefSeq and is a predicted model, not a curated record.